UAGUUGUUGCGCGCGCAGUGCACCUUAAACCGGUUAAUUGGAAAAGUAAAUGCAACGUGGGACAAGAUUUCUGCGGGCGUUUUGUCGGUUGUCUGGUGUCCACGUAAGAACUGGUUAUUGCCUGAAGGUUCAUAAGUGUUCUAUCCGUCCAUUUGACUUACGAUCUCUUCAUUUGUCAUCGAGAAACAUGGCGUACAACACGAUUGAAAGAGGUCGUCUAAAUACAACCGACUAUAGAGUAUUUAUCACCAAUGAAUGUGGUCAGCCAAUAUCGGCAUUCCAUGACAUUCCACUGUAUGCUGAUGCAGAAAAUAAAGUAUGUAACAUGAUUGUGGAAAUUCCAAGAUGGACCAACCACAAAAUGGAGAUUAGCAAGGAUGAUGAGUUGAACCCUAUAAAACAAGACGUGAAGAAAGGCAAGGUUAGAUUUGUGAAGAACUGUUUCCCACACCAUGGUUACAUCUGGAACUAUGGAGCACUCCCUCAGACAUGGGAAGAUGUUGACCAUGUAGAACCCUCCACUGGAACCAAGGGAGAUAAUGAUCCUUUAGAUGUUUGUGAAAUUGGACAGACUGUACAUAAAAGAGGAAGUGUAAUUCAGGUGAAAAUUUUAGGAGUGAUGUGCCUUGUAGAUGAAGGAGAAACAGAUUGGAAGAUUCUAUGUAUUGAUGUAAAUGAUCCUCUAGCACCACAAUUAAAUGAUGUUGAGGAUAUAGAAAGAGUUAUGCCAGGUUUUAUCAAGGCAACACGAGAAUGGUUCAUAAUUUACAAGAUUCCAGAUGGUAAACCGCCCAACAAGUUUGCUUUCAGUGGAGAAGCAAAAAAUAGAGAGUUUGCGUUGAAAGUGAUUGAGGAGACACAUGUACAGUGGCAGAAACUUGUAGGUGAUGGUGAAGCCAAGAGAGGAAGUAUGAAGUGUUUAAAUGUGUCAGUAGCUAGCAGUCCUUACAAAAUAGAACCAGAACAAACCAAAGCUAUUAUAGAACAGACUGCUGCUGUAGCCCCACCAGAUGAUCUGCCAGAAGAUGUUGACAAAUGGCACUACAUUCCAGCAUCAGCUCUAGAUAGUGAACAGGCUCAAUCGUCCCUGUGAGACGUACCAUCUACAAGUGAUUUCAUACGCAGCUACUUACAAAUCCAUACGUAUAUGAUAUAUAAUAUAGACACUAUAGAACACAAAAUUAUCAUAUAGGCCUCGAUAAUUACAUUAACUGGUAAAGGUAUCAGUGAAAAUAUUCUACAUGUAGUCCGUGAUUUUUGAUGACAGUCUACACACUGUAAUGGUAAGAAAUGUCAAAAAAUAAAAAAUGAUGAAUUUCAGGAUGAAAACUUACAUUUUAUAAGCAAGAAAAAACAUUAUUCUUGCAAAAUCUUCAUAAACGUGUUCUUGCCUUAGAGGAUGUCUGUGUUACGAUAGUUCAGUAACUACCAGGAAUAAACUAGUAAUCAAAUGUAAACUGUUUGUGUGCUUCUCUGCCUUUUGUUUUAGGUGACAUUAAUUUUUGUCAUUUUUCUCCUGUACCAAAUAAUCAGUUUAUAAGUUUGCAAUUCUGUGAUUCGGGUAGCAAGUAACUUGUUGAUUUUUAUUCAUCGGUUCAUUUGCUCAAUUUAAUAAUGAUUUUUGUACAUUUAGGAUAACAAGGUAUCUCUGUAACAUUUUGAUGCUUUUCUAUUGUAAAUUUUUGUUGAUUUUGUCUUCCAUAUUUAAAUAUUUGAAUGUGCUUUAAGGGAACAAAGUUAUUGCUUAUCAGUUUGUUAGUGAUAUAAAUGUAGGGCAGGUUAGGAUGCAUGUUUAGUAGCCUAAAAAUUCAUGAUGAAAUCUGUAAUUUGUAUUAAUGUUACCAAAUUUCCACUGUAAAAGUUUGUCUUGCGCUGUUGCGCCACUUUGCAGUGUGAACAUAGACUGUCUUUUGUAAUACAAAUUUAGGUUUGGAAAACACAUUAUCUUUGUUUUUAGCCAAAUAUUUUUUUGAUGUUUUUUAACUGUAUCUAUUUGAUGGUAAGAAGCCAAGGAUCAAAACAGAAUGCUAGUUUUCUUUGCAGACAGAAUUUGUAGAAUUUUCCGAGUAUUCAACAAAGAAAUAUUGUUGCACUUCGUUUUUGUUGAAGUUCAUUAUGAAGUUUUCUUUACAAUGUUAUUCAGUAGACAUAUAUUGCACAUUUUCUUGUAUUUGUUGUCAAGGUUACCAGUUAAGCCAGCUUUUAUGGUGCAAAAUUGGCUAUUAUUGUUUUUAAAUUAAUCUCUACUGUUUAAAGAAAAAUGCUAUGUGAAAUGUAUUCAUAAAUUAUGUACAUGCAUAUUUCUGAUUUAAGCUUCUUGUUUGAUUGCCAGAUUCUAGUAGUACACUAAAUGUAUUUAAGCAGUUUAAUGAAGUAUGUGAAUAGUUUAUAUAUUAGAAGAAGAAAAAAUAAAUGUAUGAAUUAAUCAAUCACUGUCACUGGCAGAGUGUCAAUCUCGCUUGACUUUAAAUUGCAUUUUGUUGUGAAAAAAAACCCACAAAAAACUGCUGUGGCACUUAUUUUACACUGUAUCAGAUAGUCAUUGAAUGACCACUGUUGAUAUCUAUAGUAGUUCAAAGUUUCGCAGAUUCUGUUACCAACUAUGAUAGUAAAGUAAGAAAUAUCUCAGUAAUUUAAAGAAUUUUUUGAGAACAGGGUUUACAUUAAAUUUACAAUUAUUGUAUAUGUUUUUCAUCAAUAAAAUCUAUAUUUUUUUAAAAGAAUUUGAAUAAUUAUGUAAUCUGUGUAGCCUCUAGGGGAUUUGACUAUUAAUUUGAAAACUGCAGUUUAAGUUUUUGUUUUAUGUUGUAUGGUUGGUUUACUUAUUGUUAUGGAAUAAACAUCAGUGACAAGGCCUAUAAUUGUUAUACAAUUGUAAAAUCAUGUUGUCCGAAUUUGCUCCGAGAAAGAUCACCCACCAGUUUAACAGUAAAUUCAUAGUCUGUUAAUAUAAAAAAUAAAAGUACACAAAUACA
Molecule: messenger RNA, 2975 nt
Organism: Mercenaria mercenaria
Lineage: Eukaryota; Metazoa; Mollusca; Bivalvia; Venerida; Veneridae
Exons: 12
Coding region: 50-1093 (347 amino acids)
Biological process (GO): phosphate-containing compound metabolic process
Cellular component (GO): cytoplasm
Molecular function (GO): inorganic diphosphate phosphatase activity; magnesium ion binding
Source: RefSeq, a predicted model, not a curated record